Molecule: messenger RNA, 870 nt
Organism: Aspergillus brunneoviolaceus CBS 621.78
Lineage: Eukaryota; Fungi; Ascomycota; Eurotiomycetes; Eurotiales; Aspergillaceae
Exons: 3
Coding region: 185-706 (173 amino acids)
Source: RefSeq, a predicted model, not a curated record
GGAGAACCAUGGAGCGCACACGCUCGACUCCGGGUUCUCAACCGUGUGGAUUCAAUGGAGCCUUAUUACCAAGAGGAUGGGGAUGUGGAUAAAGCGGGAUCGUUGUCGAUAAUGGGAAGAAGGUUAUUAGGACUCAAAAGGUGUGUGUACAGUGUGUACUGUGCGCUUUACUCGGCAGUCGUGAAUGCAUGCGGGCUUGCUGGGACUGAUCUGGAUCCUCAAGCUGGCCAUUCGAAUCUUGGAUAAAGUGAAGGAGAACCUUGAUCAACACGACCUCUAUGAGCAUGACUUCAUGAUGAUGAUGAUGAUGAUGAUGCGCAAAACUCGAGCAGGAUUGUGGAAGACGACGGGCUACGGCGGAGUUGGAUUGGAAACCGCGACCACUGGGGUCCAAUUGGUACCUGUCUGUGCCUGGCGGUGCCUGUCUGUGCCUGUCUCUCUCCCGUCCUUGCCCAGGAUUAAUCUAAAGUGGGCGGAGAACAGCCCGACCGCACUCCUCAAUUCCACCUCUUCAGGCCUAGUCAGGGGUAUCCACCACAAUUGUACGGUACGGUACAAACCAGACCUGUUUCCAAGGGACUUCUCUGUCGGGCAGACUUGGGUCCCGGCUAUUCAACGGCUGUCAUUUUUUCUCUCUCUCACUAGAGUCACUACGUACUCCGUACUCUGUACUGACUCGAGACAAUCUAAUUUACCCAACGGAUAGUUAGUGGGUGUCUAGACGAUCACCUAGCGAAAUAAACAUUUUUCUCACACAUAUGCUUCAAGAUGGUGGUUACAGGCGAAAGUGCGCCCUGCCUCCACCCGAGAGCCAUGUGGAAGUAAUAAGUUCAUGGCCAUCACGGACUUGCAUGACGUAUCGGAUCUCCA